This is a messenger RNA of Hydractinia symbiolongicarpus, 5451 nucleotides long. RefSeq names its product galactosylceramide sulfotransferase-like. The transcript has 2 exons. The record is from RefSeq and is a predicted model, not a curated record. Gene Ontology annotation, biological process: glycolipid biosynthetic process. Gene Ontology annotation, molecular function: galactosylceramide sulfotransferase activity. Gene Ontology annotation, cellular component: membrane. Bases 3439 to 4719 code for a protein of 426 amino acids. Lineage: Eukaryota; Metazoa; Cnidaria; Hydrozoa; Anthoathecata; Hydractiniidae.
AUCCAGGGUUAGUCAGAUAAGUCGCGUGACUAAGUGUAAAUUUGACGAAAAAUGUUAGCCAAGCGAAGAUGUCGACGAUCAAGGCGUUGCAAACGGAGGGCGUUAAAAAUUGUAAUUUUUUUACGGCGAAAAGCCAUGGUUCACAGCCCUCUCCAAUUCGCCUAUAGCGAUGUUGACGUCAAAGUUGUGACGUCGCUACCAUAUAGACUGAGAGGGUUGCAAAUUAUAGCUUACAGAUUUUGACUGAUUCAUUUUGACUAAUCAGUCACUCAGUCAGUCAAAAAUCAAAUAGCUAUGGCCCGCAACCCUCCCCAUCUCACCUAAGGGGCCUGUGACGUCAAAAUCGUGACGUAAUUUUCACACUCUAUGCGUAGUCCAACAAUAUGUGGCCCGCAGCCGGCGAAGGAAAUUUAGGUUCCGUUUUGCGUGGUUACUGAUAACCUGUUAGGCUAUAGUUUUAACUCCCAUCCGUCAGGAUUAGUCAAAGACUCACGCCUUUUGGCUUGGAUUCUUUCCGUACUAUUAUUGAUUAUGGCUGCAGCAGAUAUGUUGGCGCGGGUGCUUACUGAUUUAAAGUGUGAUAAUUUUGAAUCUGUUCGUAAAAUGCAAAAAGAACUUUUAGAAAGUGUUUAUUCUCGAGCAUUUUUGUUGUGUGGGGAUAUUUAUCCCUUGGUUGGUAAAAGUCUUCAUCGGAAUUCAGGUCCAGAUAUAUACCUUCCAUCUGAGGCGAGGUGUGAGGAUAAAGGAAUUAUUGUUUUAAGGUGAGAAGUAUGUUUUUUACUCUCCAACACACCUUGCAUUUAUCUAAAGGUUUUCAGUAUAUCUGCUACGAAAAGCUAGUUGGGGAGAGCUUUAUACAACAGACUAUUAAAUUAAAACCAAAUACAAAAAGAUUUAAUUAGCUAAUAGCUAGGGCUAAUACACCUUUACGAUAAUUCGGAAAAAAUAACACUCCAUCGCAGCUUAUUUUGCAAUCAGAGGAGGUAAACAUUACACUUUUAUAAGAGUUUAUUAAGGAGAAAACACUAUUUUUCGUGAUAACUUUUCUUGCCACGUUUUGUUUUUAAUGAAAAGUACACAUAAGUUGUAUCUUAUUAUUAUUAACGUUUCCUAAAAAUUUGAAAGAAAUUGAUACGACGGAAGUUAAAAAACUGGAGAAAACACGCUUUCGUCUCUAACAAACUCUCAUAAAAACACGAGUUUUACCUCCUUUUUUUCGAUAUUGUAAAACGAUGGAGAGCCGUAGGAACGCAUGUACAAUUGAAUUGUCAUAAAGGUGUAUUGUUUUUGUAAUAUGAGCUUUGAACAGAAUUUUCAGCAUUGCGGAGGAAUUCUUUCUCAAUUAAUAUUUGUGUUGUUAUUAGAAGCAAGAACUUGACAUCUGGAUAAGUAAGGUUGGUGAUGAAAAUAAACAACUCUUCGAAUGACUAUUAAGAAACAAGUUUGUUGAGUAAAAGGUCAUGGUAAAAUAUAUUAUUUUUAGAUCCAAUCCAUCAGGAGACUGUCUAUACAGCUCAGCAUCGUUGGUAUAGGCAUAGGUGAUAAUUCUCUUGUUGAUGUUUUGAGAAUCUUGACAUCCAUAGAACUUUUCUUGCAUCCUUCCUUUUAUUCCAAUCAUCCUUGUUUUCAAUUUGCUUUUAAAAACCAAAAGGCAAAUAUUUUUAUAUCUGAGAAAAGUUUAUUCAGAUUUUCCCUUUCCCAUAUUGUUUGUGAUAUGACUCUUUCUCCUGAGGAGGCAGUUAAAGCAGAAGCAAUCAACAACUGUACCCCCAAGACAUGGUUUCCUUUUCUGUCAAUACUUGCCUUGUCAACAGUAAUAAAGAGAAAAAUUAACACAUUUUACCCACAAUUCGGUUUGUUACAGUUUGUUACAACUUUCUUUACACAGUGUAUAUUGCCACACCCAUCUAUUUUACCUGAUGAAGAUCAGUUAAAAAUUUUAUUUUGUUAUGAAGAUAUUGUUAAGUCUGGUGUAGACUUCAAGCCAAAUCAUUACGUUCCCCUUUUUCCAGGUUGCAACUUUCUUAACUGAAAGUUGCAUUUUCCUAUUUCAGCAUGCAAAAAGCAGUAAAAAGCCCUUCUUAAUUCUUCUUUCAAAGUUCAAACGAAACUUGAGUUUAGCCCUAUGAAUAAACAAAUAUAUCUGAACAAAUACAUGGGUUGAGGUGUGUUUGUAUCAUAUCACAUGUAUGUAUAUUUCAUCUUCAUUAUCCUGAUCUUUCCAUAUUCUUAUUUUUUUUGUUAUUAUUGUGUUUUAUUUUGCUGUCCAUGGCUGGUGUGAUCAUUUGAUUCACCUAGUCAUGCUGAUGAAGCCUGAUAUUGGCAGAAACAGCAGGAGUUUAUAAAUAAUGAAAUAUAUUCACAAUUGUCUCACUUUAUUGUAGUUAAUCCCUGUUAAUUUUAGUGGUUUUAUCUAUCUAAAAUAAGACGUGUAAGACGGAGAUUUGAUUCUUAUAAAAGAUGUUCUUAGGAGAUUUUGUUAUAGCUUAGCGUUUCUUUUGGUCAAUUUUAUUAAUAACUAGAUAAAUCGGAAGACAAUUUUUCGGCGAUUUUUGUACCCGCAAAGCUUAAAAUUUAGCCCCCAGCUGCUAAAUUCAAGACUCAGUCUUGACUAAGUCUUGAAAAAGUCUGGAUCCGCCCCUGGUAAUAUGUGAUUAGACAAAGAAAUGGUACGCUAUAGUUAAUUUAUUGUAUUGGUAAGCCAGCUAGCAUCAAGCACCAUUACGAUAGCUAUCUAAUCUUUAAGGAAACAAAACACUAUACCAAAAACUAUGAAACUAUAAAAUAAAUUGUUUAUCCAACGUCUUGUAGCUAAAUGUUAGCUUAGCUACGAAAUUUUCAUAAGCAACUCAGUUGCUAAGAGUUUUAAACUGGGUGAAACAUAAAAGUUGCUUAGAUUUAAACCUUGGGUACGAGGUUGUCUAUAAUUAUAAAUUGGUUGAUAAAGUAGGCCUAAGGAUUGUUUUGAACUACAAAUAUUUGAUCAUUAUAUUGUUUUGAACAGAAACGAGAUUUGAGAAUACUGCUCAAGUGAUCAAACGAUCAAUGUUUAUACUUUAAUAUUUACCUGUAUUGAAUACCACAUGAUUUUUGCGUGAGAUCAAUUAAAAAAAAAUGCUCAACUGAUAAACACAAAACCUCACCUUAGCACAAAUAUAACAGCGGAAAUAAAAUGUCACUUCGGCAUACUUUACAGUAGAAUGGUGCAGUAAAAACUGUCUUUUUAUAAUUUAUAGAGUAACGAAUUUGUUUUAUCAAGUAAAUAUUGAAUUUCUUUAUUUCAAAUUUUAUGCGAAUUAUGAGACGAUAGUGAAAAAAGCAUGUUUAUACAUCUGGGCAAAUAAUUUGCGUAAAGUGCGUAAAAAAUACGAAGUUAACUGAUGGAGAAUAAGUUUCUUUAAAGACUUUGAGAGAGUUCACAAUUAUCUUGUCAGAAGAAUGAGACAAUUGCUUCCACGAUUUCGAUCCAUGUGUUUUAUAAUCUGUCUCAAUUGUCUUGUGGUACCCUUGACGUUGAGAUACUGGACUUGUCAAAUUAUGCAGAUCAAGAAAGUGGAAGAAAAAACAGAAAAAUAUCAAUCAAUAACCAUCCAGUCGGAUCGUUACAUCAAGAAAAUACCGAAAAGAAAAUGCAAUGCCAGACAACAUGUGGUGUUUUUGAAAACACAUAAAACAGGCGGUUCUACGAUAACCAAUAUUUUAAACAGAUAUGGAGAGGCGAGGGAUUUUAAUUUUAUAUUGCCUCGAAUAGGCGAAAAUCGGCUCGAUUGGCCAUGGUUUUUUCAGAAGGACUCAUUCUAUCCUUUAAACGGAAGCGAGCCAAACAUUUUAUGCAAUCAUGCAAGAUACAGUAAAGAAACUAUGAAAGCAGUCAUGCCGAACGAUACGAUAUUCGUGACAAUAUUACGACAUCCGAUAACACAGUUCGAAUCUAGUUUCUCAUACAUGACUCUCGAUAAGAUUUUGGGUAUGGAAAACUCCACAAAUCCGAUUGAAGAAUUUUUCAAAGAUCCAGAAAGCGUAUUGGUGAAUUAUGUCUUGACACAAGAUCUUCGAAUAAAUAGUGAUCGAUUAAAACUGAUACGAAACGGAAUGUUCUACGACUUGGGAUUGGAAUCUAAGGACUUUGAGAAUCGAGCAAAAAUAAGCGAGGCAAUUAGGCAAAUUGACAGCGAGUUUGACCUCGUUAUGAUAACUGAAUAUUUUGACGAGUCACUUGUGCUUUUAAAACGAAUACUUUGUUGGGAACUCGAUGAUUUGGUUUACUUUCGAUUAAAGCAACGAACUAACGGUUGGAUACGUAACUUAUCGAGCCCCUUGAAACGAAAAAUAACGCAUUGGAGUAGUGCUGACAUGGCGCUAUACGAACAUUUUAAUAGAACGUUUUGGAAAGUGAUAGAAAAGAUGGGAAGUGAUUUUUGGGAAGAAGUAAAAAUAUUGAAAGCAAAAACAAAAAUAAUGAAAAGUUUGUGUUUACGAAACGACAACACAGCAUCGGCCGAAUUGCUACAAACCGCUGAAACGAAACAGUUUAAACUGAGAAGCGACAUUCCUCGAACGGCGCGGGAAAUGUGCAAACGCAUGACAUGGGACGAGAUAAAGUAUUUGAAACACUUGCGUGAAAUUCAAAUUGAAAGAAUAGAAAGUGCUAACAAGAAGAACGACAGAAACAUUUUUGAAUCUUUCUCGUGGAUAGCUGAAAAAUUUAAAACUAUGUAAAUAAUCUUUUAUACGCAGACUUUUGAAAUCUUGUAAAUAUAUAAGAACGCCCGUUUUCUUUUACAAUACAUUUUUUUAUAACAGCCCAUUGAAUAAAAACAUUUAGGUUCGUCAAAAGUCAAGAACGGUUUUAGAAUCCCCAAUCUUAACAAAAAGACAGAAGGAGGGAAGAUUGUUAAAAGUAAAACUUUUGCUGACGACAAAGAAAGUUGUUAUCUAUAGGAGAAUAAAAACGAGAUCCACCUUUUUAGUCGUCAUAGAUAUGGUUAGAACUCAUGAUGACGUCACGAUUAAAUAAUUAUGUAAGACCCGUUAGGAUUUGCUGCAUACAUAUUCCCGUCUUAGAUUUUCACCCGUUGUACAUAAUCAGCGUGCGACUACAUCGUGAGUAUAGUACAAAAAUUAAUCUACGCGUAAGAGGGGCAAAUUAGAAUUGGGCACAAUCAUUCUUAAUAGACAAAAUGCGGUCAAUAAUAAUAAUAUAGAAACUUCACCCAUGGAAAAAUACACUUUUUCUCCCGUCAGCAAAUAAGUUAAUCUACUGGCACAACCAUUAGCCUUAUUCAUGUCGCGGGGGAAUGGUGACGAGUAAGGUACUUGUCGGGAAAAAAAUAAACAUAAUGGUAGUUGUGGAAAGACAGACAGAAUAAGGCUAUUUUUAAAUAGAACUAGUUGUUAUCCCGUAGAACAAUCCACGGGAAUUCGCCGUCAUAAUUAUUUUGCGUACUGUUA